This is a messenger RNA of Tyto alba (common barn owl), 2353 nucleotides long. It is a transcript of the gene ECSCR, whose product is annotated as endothelial cell surface expressed chemotaxis and apoptosis regulator. Gene Ontology annotation, cellular component: cytosol; plasma membrane. Gene Ontology annotation, biological process: positive regulation of endothelial cell apoptotic process; negative regulation of angiogenesis; positive regulation of proteasomal protein catabolic process. The record is from RefSeq and is a predicted model, not a curated record. Lineage: Eukaryota; Metazoa; Chordata; Aves; Strigiformes; Tytonidae.
CCCCAAUCCUGUGGAUCUGCAUCCUGAACGCCCGCACGGAUCCUCCGAGGCGGGUGGGCAUGGGAGCCUUCCCCACGCAGGGACACUAAGACCCUUCUCCUCCCCUCAGACACCCACUUACAUCCGACACAUUUCGUUACCUCUGAAAUUCAAACGCCGCCAGCAGGGGACAGACAGACAGACAGACAGGGUGUGCAUAGACAAGUGCAUCACAAGGUCAGGGCCAAGAAACCGAACGCCCCAAGGUCCUUGGGCUGGAUGGGGGGCAGAACCAGCCCAAUUUUUCAGUUCCCUCCCCUUGCGAAGGAAUUGGGGUGAGGGCAAGUCAGAGCCUGCUGUGUGCUGUUUGUCCUGCGGGAAAGGAUUGCUGCUGCCACCUGAAAAGCAGCAUCCCAAAGCCAGCAUCCCCAAACCAGCACGUCCUGGUGCCCAGACUCACGGGAGCUGCCCAGGGAGGCGCAGGGCACGGGGCAGCACCGGCUGCUGAGUUACCCUGGCCCCACCGAGGAGCAAAUAUUUCCAAAUCCCUUCCGGAGGUGUUAUGAAAUCUCCUCUCAGGUGGGAGGGGAAGACCGGCUCCUCCGGCAGCUCCUCGCCCGGGGAAGGAGCAGUGCUGCCUGCAGCCCUCGGAGCUGAUGCUGAGCAGAUUGGAUCCCCGGGUGCGCAUCCCCGCCACAAACAAAGCACCUCCCCAAAACCCCAAGGACCAUAAAGAAGCUCGUGAGGCCCAAAGCAGGGCAGGCCUGCCGUGACGCUGCUCUCCCCCACUACGAGAGCCGAAUCCCCCAACAAAUUGAUGGCGAGGUUUUCCUUUGCCGCCGGUAAGCGAUGUCUCACAUCCUCUCCAACCAUAAUGGGCUAAAAAACACAGUUCCCCUGUGGAUUCAGCCCGUUUCCUUCUAUUCUUUAACAGGAAGCUCUGUGAGAGUCAGCCCAGGCAGGCAAAUCGCUCCUCACCCUCUUGUCCCUCCCGGGAUGGCCAGAGCCUUAGCGGGGCUCCAGAGCCACAAGCCAGAGAAGAUGCUGGCUCCGUCCGUCCAUCCGCUCCUCUGGCUCUUCGGCUGCGCGCUGUUCCGAGGUACUACAACCUCCACAGACUCCUCUGUCCACGCCGUAACAGGUCAAUCCCAAUCAACAACACACAGACCUGAAGUAAAGAACCAGACCUCAGAGCCUUCAGUAAAAUCACCACCAACAACUGACUUGAAUCUCACCUCUGUGGGUCAAACUACUACAGUCAAAUCCUCUUCUGUUGCUACAACACUGCUAGCGUUGACUGUGCAAGAUGAAAAGUCUAGCGGAAGCAGCAGCACAGCAGCUUUGCCACCUCAAGGUCAAGAGCCUAAGAGAAGUGAGAGUACCACACCAUCAGCAACUCAAGGCACCUCAAAGCCAGCCACCCCUACACCGAAGCUCUCUGGCUACCUCCCUGAGCCCACUCCAACAGAUGAGAAAUCACCACUGACGGUGGCAGCUUUUGGUGUCAUCAGCUUCAUAGUUAUCCUGAUAGUGGUUGUGAUCAUUCUGGUCAGCGUGGUCAGCCUGAGGUUCAAGUGUAACCACUCAAAGGACUCAGAAGACAAACAGAAACCAGGGACCUCCAUGGUAUCAGAGAGCUGCUCGGCAGGUGCCAGCCAGAAGGAUAACAGCAUCACUCUAAUCUCCAUGAAGAACAUCAACAUGAACAACAGCAUGGGUUAUCCACCAUCAGAAAAGGUGCUAUGAAGCCAAGGACCCCAAGCUCGAAGCUGACUCAUGACAACCAGCAUUGAUUUUUCUAGGUUGCUUUUUAUUUUUCCUUGGGGAGAGAGCAAGGGUGGACUUUAUAUAUAAAUUAUUACAUCCUUUCUGAUCAAUACAUUUGCAGUAGCAUCCCACAUAGCUUCCUCAUUUGGGGUCCAAGGGCUUUCUCCAGUUACAGCCUGCCACGCUCAAUGGUUGAUAUCUAACUCUAUUUUUAAUAUGCCUUCAAAUCCUCAGAUUAUUCCAGCAGCAAGAAGCACCAAGAAACCAUCUACUUCGCUAAUAAACUGCUGCCUUAGAUUAAUGGCCUUUAUACUCUGUGCCAGCCAGUCACAGGCUCGUUAAUCAGUAUAGCCCCACAUUGAGUCAAACCCACGCAUUAGAAAAGCAUGAUCUGAAGCUGAAGGCCUACUGGGACGUAAAUGGCCACGUGCUAGGUCAAAUCCCAGCAUGACUGCUCUGAGCCCCUUAUCCUUGAGGCCCUCAUUGUCCCCGCAGCGGUGGGGAUGACAGUAGCCACCUACCUCACAGGGUUGUUGUGAGGCUAUGUUAAUCAAUGUCUGUAAAGCAUUUGGAGAGCCAUGAAUUAAAGGUGCUGCUGAAAUGCAAA